AUGAAGCUUCAUUCUAUCUUGACUCUCUUGGCUGCCAUUGCUGGUGCCCAACAAACCAUCGCCGAUUGCACUGAUGAAGAGAUCAAACAUGAUGAGUGCUACUUUCGAAGGAGGCUGGCUACCAAUGAAGAAUCAUGGGUAUCCAUCAAAGACCCGUGCAAUGAAAGGGCUUACAAGCUAUCCCUUUAUGUGAACACUCAUGUGUACCUGAUUGCAUCUCCCCAGGAGAACGAGGCCAACUCCCAAUUGCAGGACUGCCCACAUGUUGUCAUGGAUGCCAAGUUUGGCACUGGCAUGUCGGAAGGCUCCAAGAUGGUUACUGUGCUUGCAGACAGUGAGCUCAAUGAGCUGUUGGGUCAGAGGAAAGUCACCCUCUCUCAAGACUUCUUUGAGGUCUCAGGUGACUAUAUGUUGCCAGAUCUUCACUUUGCUGUAGACAAUGCAAAAGUGAAGGAAGAUGGGAUCUACAACUUUUUCACCAACAAUUGUGCCAUCUUUGUCAAGAGCAUUGGAGCCAACUUGGGCAUCACAUGGAAUGAAAAUGAAAAGGCAGCCUUUCGCGAGUAUGCCACUGGUCAGUUGAUGUCAUCCAAGGAAGCUGUCCGCAGAAUGUCAAGUUUGCGACGUCUUGGUGUGGACAUGAAGUCUGUUGUGGACCGUGCGGUGCAUUCCAUUACCAGUGACUUGCCAGAGAACUAAUCGAUCAGCCACAGGCUUGAAUGAAUGAUCUAUCUAGCUACCCUACCGUACUAGACGUACUAAUGAAUAAAUGUGCCCCUUGA
Messenger RNA from Seminavis robusta, 782 nucleotides. The record is from the annotation of a GenBank genome assembly. NCBI's taxonomy places the organism in Eukaryota, Bacillariophyta, Bacillariophyceae, Naviculales, Naviculaceae.